This is a messenger RNA of Didymodactylos carnosus, 1200 nucleotides long. Lineage: Eukaryota; Metazoa; Rotifera; Eurotatoria; Philodinida; Philodinidae. The record is from the annotation of a GenBank genome assembly.
AUGUUGCCAACAACGAUCACAACAACAGCGAAAAAAAAACCAAUGCUAUUAAUAAAUGAUGCGCAACGUCAUCGUUAUUUAGUUCGCAUUCAUAUUGUUGAAGGUAUAGCAUUUUGGAUACGUUUUAUAAUUAUAUGUACAGAUUUAUCAGCUGCAUCAGGAAAUAUAGUCAAUAAUGCACAUGAUAGUUUACGAUAUUUGGUUGUUAUAUUAUUAUUUGAAUUAUUUACAUCAUUUAUUCUAUUCAUAGCUGAUAGUCUAUAUGUUAUUCUGAGAUAUUUGGGACGUGUGUUUUAUGAAUCCGAUUCCGAUGAUCUAUGCAAUGAACGAAAAUAUUUGUGGCCUCUGGCUACACUAACAUGUUUAAAACAAAUUGACUGUUAUUAUGAUCAUCCACACUUAAUUUUAUUAACAAGGGUUUGUAUUUUGAUUGGCUUUUGGUUAUUAAGAUUUAUUGCUUUCUGUUUAGCAUGUGCAUGUGGUAAUCAAUAUUCACCAAGAGGUAUUGCGUAUGCUGUAAUUUCUUCGUUUUCAUUAGUCAUAUCGGUAUUCACAAUCAUAACUGAAUAUUUACAUUACAAACGUUUGUGGACCUAUCAUCCACAAAAUAAUUAUGAUGCCACCUAUAAUAAAGCACAUUUAUGUUUUCUUCCAUAUUCUCUUAUUAAUGAUCAACGUAUAACCGAAUGGGGUACAUCAACGUGCAAACGUGGUAAAAAAUGUGAGUCAAAAAGUUUAUUCCACCUCUUAGUUUAUCAUUCCGGGGAAGAUCAAUUUAAACCAAAACAUGACGAACAAAAUCCAACUGUAUUCGGUUUUCAUCAAACAAAAACAAAUCUAGCAUAUAUCAUAUCUCAAGAUGCACGCGGAUUUAUACCAAGUUUGAAAGGUAUGCUAGGAGCCGGGGUUUAUUUUGCAACAUCCAUUAAUCAUACUGAAACAAAAGCACAUAAUUUCGGUGCCUAUAUAUGUGUUAAAGUCAGUCUGGGACGUGUUUAUCGUACAAAUAAACGUGAAAUGCCAUCAUCUACAGAAAAAUACGAUACUGUAUAUUAUGAACAUGAGUCUGGUAAUGAUGAAUUUUGUAUUUUGAAUUCCGAACAAAUUCAAUCAUGGAUUAUUACGGUGAAUGAAGAUUUUGAUGUCAAUUCAAAUGAUCGUGAUAUGUUUAAUGAAACAUUAUAUACACCUUGUUUUUAG